UACUCUUGUUGCCGUUUCUUCCUUGCAUGGAUCCCUUUUUCGUGUUGCUCGUGAAAACUCACAAGAGUACAAACGAUAGAUAGAUAGAGAGAUCGGGCCGGUGCGAGGGAACGGUGCCACGAUGACCACGAGGAGUAGUAGGAGGAGAAGAGACAGCAGCAGCAGCACUACCAUACUAUUCCUUCUCCUCCUCGUUCUACCCUCUGCUUCUUCUUCCUCCUCCAGCUUCGAUCAGCAGCAGCAGAGCAAGAAGAUCAUCAGCCAUCUCCCUGGCUUCGAUGGCCCCCUUCCAUUCCAACUCCAAACAGGGUACGUGGAGGUGGACGAGAGCAAUGGCGUCCGGCUCUUCUACUACUUCAUCCGGUCGGAGAGGAAGCCGGAGGAGGACCCCGUCAUGCUCUGGCUAACUGGUGGGCCUGGAUGCUCCGCCUUCUCCGGCCUCGUUUAUGAGAUCGGCCCUCUCACCUUCGACCGUCACUCCAGCAUCGAUGGCACACCUAAAUUGCUCUACAAACCAGACUCCUGGACAAGGGUGAGCAAUGUCAUCUUCCUGGAUUCCCCGGUAGGAACUGGUUUCUCUUAUUCCAAAACAGAGCAAGGAUACAAAUCAAGCGACACCAAAGCUGUCAACCAAAUAGUCGUCUUCCUCAAAAAGUGGUUUGAUGAACACCCAGAGUUCCUGUCAAAUCCUCUUUACAUUGCUGGUGAUUCAUACUGUGGCAUGAUUGUGCCAGCCAUCACCCUUGAAUUAGCUAAAGGAAAAGAAGACGGCAAUAUAUCAGCUCUUAAUCUAAAGGGCUACCUUGUGGGCAAUCCAGUCACAGAUGGAAACUUUGAUAGUCCAGCUAAAAUUCCAUUUGCUCAUGGGAUGGGUCUCAUAUCUGACGAAAUGUACAAGGCGUACAAGGACAGCUGCAGUGCGCAGCAAAACAGCCAGCAAAGCUUCCAGUGCACAAAUAGUCUUGAUGUCAUUGACAAGUGUGUGGAGGACAUAUGCACAAACCAUAUUCUGGAGCCCCUCUGCACUUUCGCGAGCCCACAUCCAAACGGUGAUUCAGGCGCACGGCAGGUAAUCCAGCUUCACGACUACGCUGCCGAGGCCAGGCUACAGUUGUCAGACAUUUCUACAGAGUGCAGAACAGCAGAAUAUAUAAUGUCCAGAACAUGGGCAAACAAUGACGCAGUCAGAGAUGCUCUGGGUAUCCACAAGGGUACCGUUCCUUCAUGGUUAAGAUGCAAUUACGACAUACUGUACACCAACGAUAUCCGGAGUUCAGUGGAACACCACCUGGAUGUGACAACCAGAGGCUACCGGAGUCUGGUUUACAGCGGUGACCAUGACAUGGUUAUACCAUUCAUCGGCACGCAGGCGUGGAUCAGGUCUCUGAAUUUCUCUGUCGUGGAUGAGUGGAGACCAUGGUAUGUCGAUACACAGGUUGCAGGAUAUACAAGGUCAUACUCGAAUAACCUCACAUUCGCAACCGUGAAGGGCGGCGGACAUACUGCUCCAGAGUACAUGCCAAAGCAAUGCCUUGCUAUGUUUGCAAGGUGGGUUUCUGGGGACCCCCUUUGAAGCCUCAACCUAAAGUGGUGGUUAAUUACUCCGUGCAUCAGAUUGCAAAUGCAUUGUGUAAAUAGAUAUUCGCAAAAAAAAACGUUACUACAUACACGUCCAAAAGCUCGAUUCAUCAUUCAAUUUACUAUUUUCUUCAGUGCACAUAUAUUGUUAUCUAUAUAAAUAUCUGCAUCUCGGAAGGAGAUACGGGGUUCUAUGAAAUCUUGGUGUUACAGGCUGGAAACGGUCACCGGAGACCUCUUCAGUUCCGUAUGGCCGUAUGGGUACUGUAUUAGCAAUAGAUUCUAUGAUGCAUGAAUGGAUGUAAAUUUUAGCCUCUAUUGAUGUUUCUUCUAAGAAUGAUAAUCGAUGCUCAAUAAUAACCUA
Brachypodium distachyon (stiff brome) is the source of this 1942-nucleotide messenger RNA. RefSeq names its product serine carboxypeptidase-like 2. The record is from RefSeq and is a predicted model, not a curated record. NCBI's taxonomy places the organism in Eukaryota, Viridiplantae, Streptophyta, Magnoliopsida, Poales, Poaceae. Bases 122 to 1573 code for a protein of 483 amino acids. Gene Ontology annotation, molecular function: serine-type carboxypeptidase activity; acyltransferase activity, transferring groups other than amino-acyl groups. The transcript is spliced from 13 exons. Gene Ontology annotation, biological process: secondary metabolic process; proteolysis.